Oryctolagus cuniculus (rabbit) is the source of this 529-nucleotide messenger RNA. It is a transcript of the gene S100P, whose product is annotated as S100 calcium binding protein P. Lineage: Eukaryota; Metazoa; Chordata; Mammalia; Lagomorpha; Leporidae. The record is from RefSeq and is a predicted model, not a curated record. Gene Ontology annotation, cellular component: extracellular exosome; cytoplasm. Gene Ontology annotation, molecular function: calcium-dependent protein binding; calcium ion binding; transition metal ion binding. Gene Ontology annotation, biological process: endothelial cell migration.
GCCGGCUUCAAAAAGCACUGGCAGCCGCAGCCGCAGCUGCAGCCGCAGGAGGCCGGAGCCCAGCACCAUGACGGAGCUGGAGACAGCCAUGGGCAUGAUCAUCGACGUCUUUGCCCGGUACGCGGGCGGCGAGGGCGACCCGCAGAGCCUCACCAAGGGGGAGCUCAGGGUGCUGAUGGAGAAGGAACUCCCCGGCUUCCUGCAGAACGGGAAGGACAAGGAUGCGGUGGACAAAAUGAUGAGGGACCUGGACGCCAACGGGGACGCCGAGGUGGACUUCAACGAGUUCGUGGUGUUUGUAGCUGCGCUCACGUCUGCCUGUCACAAGUACUUUGUGCAGGCAGGGCCCAAGUGACGGCCGCAGGCCUGGCCCAGCCACUGUGCGCGGGUCCUGGCGACUGCUGCCCGGCUGCACCUGCUGCUCCGCCCGAGUAACUAACGCAGGUUCGGGUCGCGAUCCUCCACUCCGUCCCGGGAACCUCAGUGCCCCCCCCCCCAUUCAUGAAAUAAACUCAGCACUGAAUACUCA